Molecule: messenger RNA, 1926 nt
Organism: Lichtheimia ornata
Lineage: Eukaryota; Fungi; Mucoromycota; Mucoromycetes; Mucorales; Lichtheimiaceae
Exons: 2
Coding region: 1-1926 (641 amino acids)
Molecular function (GO): protein binding
Source: RefSeq, a predicted model, not a curated record
AUGCGUGACCUUAAUCAUCCCUCUCCUUCUCCCAUUCCUUAUUCACGCUCCCACACACGCUUUAUCAUCAUGGACACGCUUAAAACAGUUGCACACGACGACAAGUUACUCAUUCCCAGCACAUUACAACUCUUUCGAACAGCAUUGCCUUCUGAACUUCUUUGUAACAUCUUUGCUCAUUUGUCCCAGUCCGAUUGCUACGAAUGCAUUCUCGUUUGCAAGUUAUGGUAUCAACUCGUGCCUCAAUACGCAACAGGAGUAUGGCGUACGCUCGUGCUAAGAAGCGCAACCAGUCGACAACGAAUAACGCACUUUGUUGGGAGGCAUGUCAAAGAAGUGAGGCUACACUCGUACCACGAAUCCAAAGUGCUGGCUGAUCUUGCAUGGCUUCGACGUUAUGGCGCAACACAAGUAUCAACUUUAUCUAUCAGCUAUACCGUAGGAGGAGGAGGAGGAGGAUGGGAUGGUGGUGACAAGGGCAGCAUUCAUCAAUGGAUUCCUGCACUACCGCUCAAUCAUUUGACACACCUUACGUUACGUAUUGGAAAACCAGGCAUCGACAUCAUACGCAUUGUGGAAGCAUGUUCAAAACUUGUUCAUUUGUCAUAUGAACUUGCUGAUAAUGGAACCGGCACUUUGACACCCGAUUUGCAGAUGGACUUUAUACGAUAUUGCAGCCAACAACUUUCAUUCAGCACGAUCUUAUCCCUUCGCUCAUUGUGCGUCAAAUCAUCAUUACUUGAUCAUUACGAGAAACGCCUCCUAUCAACAUUAAUACGACAUAGCCCUGAUCUUCGGGUCAUAUCACUUUUGGGAUUAUGGCCAUUUGAUAUCCGCAUCAUCCAUGACAUGAUUCAGCCUCUCAACAAUCUCGAAUACCUUGCAUGCAAUGUGGAUCGAUGCUCAUGGCUCCUUGAUGAUACCAUUCUUCUCAAUCGUCGCUCCACUUCAUCCAGCAGUAAGAUCCGACAAGGAUUACGAGGUCUUAUCCUUCAAGGUUCACCUGAUUGUUCACCUGAAAUACUCUCCUUUAUUCGAGAGCACCAACACACAUUACAGCAUUUGAAUUUGACGCUUGGUUUCCAUCCUCGAUAUGAUCACGUUGUUUGUGGGUUGCUAGGGCAACUGGAUAUGGAUAAGCUUGAGACAUUGCAUUGGUCUGGUUGUAGCAGCAAUCGUUAUGGCGCCGCACUUGGAUCCAUGCUUGGUCAUUGUCAACGUUUGCAAAAGAUAGAGCUUCCAAAUCUGGAUGGUGCUGAUCGGCAAUGGACACAUGCGUUGGCGAGUUUGAAGGAUCUACAUACAUUAUCUCUUGGAAUUGACGACCCAUGGCAAGAUACCAAUACAGUCAUGGCUCCACCACCACCCCAUUCAGCCACCACCACUGAAGAAGAAGAAGAUGAUGAUGAUGCUACUCCCACAGUCGAUGUUGUGCUUGGUGAAUUGUUUUCCGUGUUCGCUCGACAAGGCGAUAGCUGUCGAUUACAAAACCUAUCACUCAAAUUGAGGUUAGGAGAGGGUGCCAUGUGUCUUUCGCUAUUAUCCAACAUACGCUCGCUCAAGAAACUUGCCAUUUGGGGCCUUGCUUUGGCAGAUGACCAUGCUGUGAGUCAAAUCACCAACCAUAUCAGCGCUAGUAAGCAGAUGGAAAGGCUCUGUCUUGUCUCGUUUCGAUCACUUGGUCGUGAUGCUCUUGAACAUUUGAGUCACCUACAGCACCUUCGAUGUCUCGCAAUCAUUUGCUGCAAUCAAUUAAGCGUCAUUGGAUUGGAACAACUCGUACAAACAUGUCCACAACUCGAAAAUGUCACUGUGGGUCAAGUUCAUCAAGUCGAUGGCGAUGUAACUACUUGGCAAUCAAUCAAGAAACGACUCGGCAUGGAUCCUCGAUCUCAUCCCCUGUAUCCAUCAGUCAUCCUAUCCUAG